CACAAUAUGAAGCAAGUCAUCAACGUCCCCGGCCCCCGAGCCAACAUCGUUGACGCUCCCAUUCCCGACUUCAACGACGAUCAACUUCUCAUCAAAGUCGUUGUUUCGGGUUCGAAUCCCAAAGACUGGAAAGUGCCGGAAUUGGCUGCCAGUGAUGAUUCGUCGAUUCCUCGAUAUGAAAAGGUGCGCGAAGGAAUCAAUCAGGGUGAUGAUAUAGCUGGUGUUGUGGAGAAAGUCGGCAAGAACGUAGUGGAAUUCCAGCCCGGUGAUCGCGUUGCUGCUUUCCACGAAAUGCUUGCCCCUGGAGGCUCGUAUGCCCAGUAUGCCGUUGCCUGGAGCCAUACGACAUUUCACCUGCCCAAGAACACAUCCUUUGAGGAAGCAGCAACGAUCCCCCUUGCUGGCCUCACAGCCGCCAUCGCGCUCUAUCAGCAUCUGAGACUGCCAUGCCCAUGGUCCCCUGCUUCCCAGUCUAUUCCCUUCGUGAUCUACGGUGCCAGCACUGCUGUUGGCUCUUUUGCCAUCAAACUAGCCCGCGCGAGUAACGUCCAUCCGAUCAUCGCUGUGGCUGGCAAGGGAGCAAGCUAUGUUCAGCAAUUCCUCGAUCCCAGUAAGGGUGACACCAUCGUCGACUACCGCAAUGGGCCGGAAGCGACGAUGCAUAACAUCGACAUCCAGCUCAACGCAACCAAUCACUUUCGAGUUCUCCACGCCCUUGAUACCAUUGCUUCGUAUGACAGCACAGAGGUCCUCUGCAAUGUCGUGACAGCAGGCGGCCAAGUAAACUUUGUGCUGCCUCAUUCCUAUGAUGUGUCACCCGCCAUCGCCUCGAAUACCUGGGUUGGCGGUGCACAUGGCCAGAGUGACACGGCGGACUCGCGCGAUUUGGCCUUUGUCUUUUCACGCUGGUUCACGCGCGCGUUGCAAGUCGGGUCGUUCUCCGGUCAUCCAUUCGAGGUAAGGGCGAAUGGACUGGAGGGGGUUGAGCAGGCGAUGAAGGAUUUGAAGGCCAACAGGGCAAGCGCGGUCAAGUAUGUGUUUCGCAUUGCGGAGACUCCGCGAUUGGCUGAUGGUUGAUUUACUUACUAUUUUGAAGAUUGUGAGUCUAGAGACUAAAUAAAAGUUAGUCAAAUUUAACGGUGUAUCGAUGUAGAUGAGUCUAUUUGUAGAGGAGAGGAGGUUGGUAUGACCGACCAAAGCUAUUGGAGUAUACCGAAUCCGUCAUCCUGCAUACUAAGUAUGGCAAAGAACUCUUUAUCAUCAUCAAGUAUACUGUUUCGGUAUAUGGCGUAUUUGGAAUGUACACG
Messenger RNA from Aspergillus wentii DTO 134E9, 1307 nucleotides. RefSeq names its product zinc-binding alcohol dehydrogenase family protein. The record is from RefSeq and is a predicted model, not a curated record. The transcript is spliced from 3 exons. Gene Ontology annotation, molecular function: oxidoreductase activity, acting on NAD(P)H. Bases 7 to 1077 code for a protein of 356 amino acids. NCBI's taxonomy places the organism in Eukaryota, Fungi, Ascomycota, Eurotiomycetes, Eurotiales, Aspergillaceae.